GGCGACCUUUGCCGAGCGCCGGCGGAAUCGGCCGAGCGCGCGGGAACGUGGGGGCGAGCGCGGCGCGGUGUUUUCAUGCGCUUAGUUUCGCGCCGGUUGCCACGAAAGUCGCAUUGACUCGGGUUGGUGCGCGCGUGCGUGCGUGAGUUUUUCGAAAAAGGAAGGAAAAAAAGAGGACACACUUCGCGGACGGUCGCAGCGUCUCUUCUCGAACGCGGAGAGAAAAAACACGGACUGGUACGAGUCUACGUUUCAUGGCGGAAGACGGGGCGACGGAUGCAACGAGUUCGCGCGCAAAGUUGCACUUUGCCGAGUGAAAAGGGUCGAGGGUUUCGCGCGGACAGCUUGCUUUUUUUCCCCGGAAACGAAACGCGAGGGUAAGAGAAGGAGAGAGGAAGCAAUCGCUUAAAGUCAGCCGAGUAUCGAGCCGUCUGUCACGGGACCGAAACUCCACGAACGCUACAAUGUGCUGUGUGUGUGAUGUACGGUGCAGUGUGUUGGUGCUAACUUAGUGAUAACAACGAGAUAUAUAUAAAUCCUCUCCUCCGUUGCACAUCCCACAUCCGCAUUACGGACAAACUAGUCGCCGUGUUAUCUCGCGCCCGCCGGGAUUGUCGCCGGUAAAAUAAGGGCGGAGAACCGGCAAGAAAUCUUCGGUGCUCCUCUCGAGGAAAUUAGAACCAGGAUUACCUAUGAUCCCGCUGGGCGUCGCGAGGACGACGGAAAAGGCAGAGAGGCGCUUUUGGCAGCGUUCCUAAUCUCCCUGCCUGCCUUUCCUCCCGUUCUCUUCUCUCUCUCUCUCUCUCUCUUUCUCUAUUCUGCUCCCUUUUUUCAUCCCCUUUUUCUUCCUCUCCUCCACCUGACUUUCGCGGUUCCUCGACGGCGAACGAGUCGCGAAGACGCAUCUCGAAGACCUCACGUCGGAAGAUCGCACUAUGGACAUGAGCAGCGAGUCGAGCACCGCUAGAUGGUACGAGCCGCCUAGGUCGACGCUGGAGCCGCCUUCGGGGGGCGCCGGGGUGGCCGGGGUGGUCGGCAACCCCACCGACUACAGGGGUUACUAUUCCCACGCCGGACCGACGGCGCAUCACCCCGCAGCCGCGGCCGCACACUACGCCCACACAAGGAUGUCGAGCAGCGGCGUGUCGAGCGGUCCGGUGAGCCAGGUCUGCCGGCCGCACUUUCACAGCUCGGUUCUCCAUCCGUGGCUGUCCAGCAGCAGCGCGGACACCUCGAAGCCCUGGGGAUUCCCUACGACGGCGACCACGGGCGGCGCCGUGAGCGACGAGAAGCCACAGAGUCCGCUGGGAUCCUCGCUGCCGCCCACCACUGGAAGUCUGUCGAGUCACGGUGGCGGCGGCGCCGGCCACCAUCUCUUCUCCUUCCCGCCGACGCCGCCCAAGGACGCUACGCCCGAUAGCAUAACCGCGAGCACGACCUCCAGCACGAACAACAACAACAACAACUCGACGAGCGCCAACAACAACAAUAACAACAGCGGCAACCCGCUGUCCGGUCUGGGCGGCGGCGCCGCCAGCGAGUACCAGGCGGCAGUCGCGCACGCGGCGGUGAUGGGUGCGUUCAUGCACCAUCAGGAUGCAUUAGGAGCGUCCGGUGCCGGCUCGUGCGACAUCAAGCCGACGGUGAUGCUCGGUCAUCAUCACGGGGCGCCCUCGCCGCCGCAUCAGCAGCACAACGGUUCCAACAACGGCAGCAACGGACCCGGCACGAAUGGUUCAUCCGCCGGCCAGGUGAAGCAGCGAGAAGAGGGUCGCGAGUGCGUGAAUUGCGGUGCUACUUCGACGCCGCUCUGGAGACGGGACGGCACCGGCCACUACCUCUGCAACGCCUGCGGGCUCUACUACAAGAUGAACGGCCAGAAUCGACCCCUCAUCAAGCCGAAACGACGCCUGUCGCUGCAGAGUGCGGCGAGACGGGCAGGCACCAGCUGCGCCAACUGCAAGACGGCGACCACGACUCUCUGGCGAAGGAAUCAAGCGGGCGAACCUGUCUGCAACGCUUGCGGACUCUACUACAAGCUGCACAACGUGAACCGGCCAUUGACGAUGAAGAAGGAGGGCAUCCAGACGAGAAAUAGGAAGCUCUCGUCAAAGAGCAAGAAAAAGAAGGCCGGCGGCUGCCUGGGCCUCGGUGGUGUCAUGGGCGACAUGAUCAAGGCCGGUGGACACCUUGAUCUCGACAACAAGCCCUUCCAUUCCGGAUUCGGCUCGCCGAUGGGUACGUCCCAGCAUCAUCACACGAUGCAUCCGGCGAUGCAGCAUUACAUGUAUCACACGGGUGUCGGCGUGGCCGGAGGUCUUCAUCAGGGAUUUGCGCCACCGGCGCCGCCCCCCAUCCACCCGCACUCGCAUUCGCAUUCCCAUUCCCAUCACAUGACGAGUCUUCAGGGUCUGCAGCUGGCCACGACGAACGCGAUGACCGGCUGGCGAUCGGAGUACACAUGAAUCGCGAGUGACUAAGCAGCUCAGGAGGACGCAGCCCACCACUGUCUCGUAAUGUUGCAAAAUGCGUAAAAGGGGAGAAACGCGAAAAAUUAAAAAAUAACUGAACAUAUACAUACAUAUAUAUUUAUUUAUUUAUAUAUAUAUAUAUAUAUGUAUGUAUGUGCUCCUCUUCUCUUUCUCGCGUGCGGGCGUCUCCUUCUCGCGAAGGGGACACAAUCGAUCACCGACGACACGGGGAGACCAAAAAUAAACUAAAAUAAAAGCAAACCUAACAUUCCCGCGACAACACGCGGGACACGUAUCCAGGGCUCACGUCGUCCUCGCGGGGGCACGACCGUGAGAGCAGCGCGUCCGUUGGAUCUCUCUUAUAAAAGUGAAAGCUCUUGUAAAUAUGUAAAGUCUCAUGUGUAGGGCCAUCGAGCCCCGGCCCCAAGUACAAAGGAAAAAAAAUCAGCUACUGUAUCGAGUCUUAUACAUACAUAUAUAUGUAUAUAUAUCAUAUGUACGUAUGAUAUGU
This is a messenger RNA of Nylanderia fulva, 2982 nucleotides long. The record is from RefSeq and is a predicted model, not a curated record. NCBI's taxonomy places the organism in Eukaryota, Metazoa, Arthropoda, Insecta, Hymenoptera, Formicidae.